GAGCUCGAGGACAGGAGGCGGAAGAGGUGUGUUUUCUUCACGAGACACAUACAAGUCGCCUCCAAAUGGAGAAAAGGAGCACGAUAGUCUGAGUUUAGAGGGGAAAAAGAAGAGAAAGGGUGAAGAAGAGCGAGAAAUGAUAGAGCGGUGAAGAGUUUAGAGCCUGUUUUUAGAGUUUUUAUUGUGUUUGACGGUGAAAUUUGCUCCGCCUCCGCGAGGAAAAACUUGUCCGGUUCAAAGACGGAAACAAACAAGAACAGAAGGAGCACGAGACAGAUGUGCGUGAAAACAGAGCUGUGUUUGAGCAGACUGCACCUUUAAACCGCUGCUGGAAACACUAAGGUGGGUCUAUUUAGGGUUAAGUUAUACCUCCUCAUACAGAUGUAAGUGUUUUUUAUUCUAUUAUGUUCAUUCGGACCCGCUGAAUAGGGGAGAGUGGGGCCAGUUGAGUCAAAGGGUAAGUUGAUCCACCUCCUGCUGCUUGGAAAUGGUCAAAGAAAUUGGUCAUGUGACCACAUAUUUAGGAGAUGGGCAUCAAUUCAUGGAGUCUGUGAAGGUUAGAAGCACAUGGCUGAAAAGGUUGGACAUUUAUAGUAGGGAUACGGCUCAACUUACCCCGCUCCUAUGGUCAACUUACCCCAUACACGGGGUAAGUUGACCAUAGGAGACCUUUUUUUUUUAGCAUGCUGUAUUGUCAAAACAGUUCUGUUUACACUCAUUCUGUUGGCUUGCAGGGAUGAACAACAUCUUGAAAUAUAUGCAGAUACACUAGUUAGAGACAAAACUAGGAUUGACUUGAUGUAGUGAUCAGAAACAGAUGCUGAUUCGACCCUGUUGUGUGUGUCUGUACAGCCAGUAGGAGCAGGAUGGGGAACAGCAGCAGUGACCGAGGGUCCGGUGGGAGUCAGCAGGGUGGGAAAGAGGCUCGACCCAACAUCUUGUUGGACAGCACAGAAGACGCAGACCUUUUCCAGAGAGAAGAUCAAAAGGUGAGACAUGAAGCUCAUGAUAAGAGGGCUGGAUGUUGUCAAACCAGAUCGUCCUGCAGCAGCUGACACGACCCAUAUUUUGGACUGUCCAUUUUCAAAAGCAGAUCAUCCUAAAAAUGUGCAGAAAAAAUCAAAGUCAUGGUGAUUAAGAUGGGCAUCUGAUGGAAAAAGUAUGAUUGGUUAUUCACUGGUGACAUCUGAUCAAACAGUCGCCCCCGUACAGGAACUCUCUGAUAUAGCUUUAGUUUUAAAUCUCACUGAACCAAACCUGAUUCACCCGCAGCCAGCAUAUGUAAUUUCACCUUCUGUUAUUAACUGGUGGAUUAAAAAAACAGGUUUCAGCCACCAUGAGGCAGUGUAACUGAUCCCUCUAAAAAUAAUGGUGAAAAUAUUUAUUUUUACUAUUUAUAAGGUCAACUCUUUCUUUUCUGUACUUUAAGUUUCUUAAGUUUUAAAAUUUGACCCAUCUUAAAAGCUCCUGUGAGGAAAUUUGGUAUCCACUGUGGACAAUGUUUUUACUUGUAUCUCUCUCCAUCUUGGCCUGAACGAUAUGUAUGUUAAAUAAUUGUUUUGAUGUAUUGUGACAGUCAAACAUAUCACUUAUUGUGUCACUUACUGCUUUAGAAGAUAUAUUAAAGGCUGUCCAUGCAAUUGCAUCGUCUCAAAUCUACACAGUGGCAAUGGACAUUAAUUGUAACGGCAUAAUCAGCUUUGACAUGGAUUCAUUUUUUACUGUUGGAGGUCAAAAGGAGACAUCAGAACUAGUUUCAGUCUUUUUUUAAACAAUAUAAAACCUCACAGGAGCUUUAAACGUACAAGGUGAAGUUUGGACUAUUUUGUUUCUGCAUUAUUAAGCUGCUUCGAUGAUAAGUCACCUAAACUUUGACAGAAAUGUUAAAAAAAUAUAACCUCUUCUGUAGAUGGAGAACAUGAGUUGGUGAUAAUCUAACUCAAGGAAGUUUUAAGUCUGUGCUAAUUGAUGUAUGUGUACUGAGAAGUCCACCAAGGCGACCUGGAGGGAAGUCUUUACACCUUAAAAUCAGUCAGCAGUAAUUCUUUAAAAGAGUAAAACGAGCAGAAACACAGGUACGGUCCAUUCAGUCUUUUAUCUAAAACCUUUCAAGUGCAGAUAAAUCUUUGCAUAGCAGGCUGGUCUAUAACUUUUAGAUAUUUCUUAGAUUUCUUUAUCCAGGAGAGAAUAUUUAAAAUGUGUGUGUUAUCGACAUAAAAUAGGAGCGACCAAAGAGUGACAUUCAUUAAGGGUAUAUUGACCACUUUUAUUUACAGGUGGGGUUGUGCUUUUACCUAAUGCACAGAAAAGCUUAAAACAUUAUAAUAAAACCAGUUAACAUCCGAGGAGCUCAUGCAUUUUGUCUGUGAAAGAAGAAAACUCUGCUCAUACCCUCUCAUGAAGCCUUGAAACGGUCCACACUCCUGGCUGGCCUCUCGCUCAGGAAGUGUUGCCCUGGGUAACAGAGACCGAAGCGGAGUGUGUUCUUAUUAACACGGCAACAACAUUGAUAUCACUGUGUCCCUCCAGGCUCCACAGGAAAUACAGGAGUUUCUGGCCUGGCAGCAGGACCUGGAGAGCGACAGCAAGAGCCCGACGCAGGGCAGACCCACUGUGUUCAGGUGGGCGGGGGCGGCGAAAGAAGUGUUUGUGUCCGGGUCUUUCAACAACUGGGCAACCAAGAUCCCCCUCAACAGAAGGUAGUGAGACACACGCAGAAUACUAAACAUGAGACUGUAGGAGCUUUAAUCAGAGAGUGUGUUGAUAAAAAUAAGAUUUCUCUGAACCGCAGUCAGAAAAACUUCGUGGCGAUCGUGGAUUUGCCAGAAGGAGAGCACCAGUACAAGUUCUGUGUGGAUGGUCUGUGGACGCUGGAUCCUACAGGGGUUAGUCAAGGAUUUACAAAUUUAGAAAACUACAAACUUUUACUGUUUUUACAAAUAUGUGCCGUACUCUUACAGACUCUAACUCUGUGCUCUCUCUUAGGCUGUGAUGACGGCUAAAACUGGAACCAUAAACAACGUCAUCAACGUGAAGAGGACUGACUUUGAGGUUUUUGAUGCCCUCAGGAUUGACUCACAGGAUUCUGCAGACAUCUCAGGUAAUACACAGGCAUAACUAUUUGGUAUUUAAAUGCUUAAAUCUACCUUAAAUAAAACUUAAGGAAGAUAUUGAUGACUGUUUUGUGCUUGUAACACUGUCUAAAUAAUUGAAUCAUAUCACCUGCUAAUGUGACGUCUCUUAGAUCUGUCCAGUUCCCCUCCCGGCCCGUACCAACAGGACGCUUACGUCAUUAAACCGGAGGACAAGAUCAAAAAUCCUCCCAUCCUACCUCCACACCUGCUGCAGGUGCUGCUCAAUAAGGACACAGGUGUCUCUGUAAGUGAAGCCACGCCCCCUAAAGUAACCGUUUUAAUGGCGUACAACUAAGUGACGUUAAUCAUCUCUCUUUAAAUCCUCACAGUGUGACCCCACGCUGCUCCCAGAGCCAAACCAUGUGAUGCUCAAUCACCUGUAUGCUCUCUCCAUCAAGGUAACACACCUCAUCGUAUAAAAAAGGAGAUCUGCAUAAAGAGAAGUUCUGUUUGUUUAAUUUUAUCCUGUCUUUGUCUUUCAGGAUGGAGUGAUGGUUCUCAGUGCGACACACCGAUACAAAAAGAAGUACGUCACAACACUUCUCUACAAGCCGAUAUAACCUUCACAGCCACCAUCCAGACUCUUAUUUUGAAAGUUUUUUUUCAUCUGUUGUCGUUCACAGCUGCUAUUUGGAUGUGUUUAGCUUUUAUUCAAUCAUUUGUAAACUGAAAUCUUUCAAACCUUUCUCUUAUUUUAGAAGAACACACAGUGUUUGUUUAUGUAGAAUUUCAUUUUAAAGUUAAAUAAGAGGAAAACUCUAAAUGACGUAACAGCAGGUGGAUUUUUAGGAUAUUUCUAUUUUACCUCCUUUAAGAUUUUUAGUUUGCGCCUCUGAAAACAUGACUAUGAAAGCGUUCAUGUUGUGUUCAAAGCCGAGUGAGCUGCAGUUUUCAGAGACAGUGAGUGGAAAACUGGUGAGACGAGCACAGCUGCUGCUCUGCUGCAUGAGCAAACAAACGCAAGGACACAGCGACUGAAAUUCAACAAUCUCACUUGCCUUAGUUUUAUUACAUCGUUGCUUCUUACUUUAAAAUCAAACUAUUUAAAAUCCAGUUUUGUUGAAGAAAAUUAUGAAGAAAUUAAAGUUUUAAAAGGAUUAGAAAUCGAAACAUCCUCUCCUGUGUUUUUUCUCUCUUUUUUAGAUUGUUGUGUAACUCAGUUGACACAGUGGACUUUGGGAUCCACGUUCUUGUGUUCAGGGUUGUAUGUUUUCUGAGCGAAACAGUGAGCUGCCACACGAUCGCACUCACACACGGCGGCCUGGCACCUGUUGUUAGUGGCUGCAGAGACAGAUGGAGGCAGGAAAUAAAGAGAUUAGUCUCAUAAUGACAAAACACAGAGCACACUUUCAUCUCAGAGAGCAUUUUUGUCCACUGACUUUGCAAAACCCAUAUAAAGAUGUUUAAAAAGAGGCAAUGUACGAGGCAGCGUGGUUUGGAUAUUCACCAGUGAGAGUAAAAUCAUUAGUUUGGUCUUACCUGAGCAGGUGACCUCCUGACUGGAGCAGGUGAAAUCAUAAACAAGGACAUAAGGGAGAUCGGAGAUUGCCGUGCACCCAGGAGCCUUCCUGCUUGCCUCAUAGCACUUAUCGUGGACUCGACAGCACC
Messenger RNA from Xyrichtys novacula (pearly razorfish), 4742 nucleotides. The record is from the annotation of a GenBank genome assembly. Lineage: Eukaryota; Metazoa; Chordata; Actinopteri; Labriformes; Labridae.